Danio aesculapii is the source of this 1964-nucleotide messenger RNA. RefSeq names its product dihydrouridine synthase 2 (gene dus2). Gene Ontology annotation, biological process: tRNA dihydrouridine synthesis. Gene Ontology annotation, molecular function: tRNA dihydrouridine synthase activity; flavin adenine dinucleotide binding; tRNA binding. Gene Ontology annotation, cellular component: cytoplasm. The transcript is spliced from 16 exons. NCBI's taxonomy places the organism in Eukaryota, Metazoa, Chordata, Actinopteri, Cypriniformes, Danionidae. The coding region runs from base 82 to 1614 and encodes 510 amino acids. The record is from RefSeq and is a predicted model, not a curated record.
AAAACCGGAAGCGAGUGUCGCUCACGCGUGUUCACUCACUACAGCUGCGAUGUAGAGCGACUUCAGCGCUGGAUUCAUCGGAUGAUGAAGACGACGACGAAGAAGAUGAUGAUGGCGAACACUGUGGGAAGGCUGUGUUUCAGCCAGAAGAAUAUUCUGGCUCCUAUGGUCCGGGUAGGAACUCUUCCCAUGAGGCUUCUGGCUCUGGAUUACGGAGCAGAUAUUGUUUACUGUGAGGAGCUGAUUGAUAUUAAGAUGGCCCAGUGUGAGCGAGUGGAAAACGAUGUGCUGCAGACGAUUGAUUUUGUGGCUCUAGACGAGCGCGUGAUGUUUCGCACCUGCAGUAAAGAGAACGGCCGUGUGGUCUUUCAGAUGGGAACGGCGGAUCCAGAGAGAGCGCUAGCUGUGGCCAAACUUGUGGAGAAUGAUGUGGCGGCUGUGGAUGUGAAUAUGGGCUGUCCAAAGGAAUACUCCACAAAGGGAGGAAUGGGUUCAGCGCUUCUCUCUGACCCUGAGAAAAUUGAAGCUAUUCUCACCACUCUUGUGAAAGGAAUCUCAAAGCCUGUUACGUGUAAAAUCAGGAUCCUCUCAACAAUUGAGGACACUGUGAAUUUAGUGAAGAGAAUCGAAAAGACAGGAGUGGCGGCCAUUGCGGUUCAUGGCAGGAUGAAAGACGAGCGACAGCGACACCCGGUGCACUGUGACUACAUCCAGGCCGUGGCCCAGAGCGUCUCCAUACCCGUCAUUGCCAAUGGUGGCUCUUCGGACAUCGUGAAGGCAUUUGAGGACAUCGAGACGUUUCGGGCGUCCACUGGAGCUUCAUCCGUCAUGCUAGCUCGAGCCGCCAUGUGGAAUCCUUCAGUCUUCCGGCAGCAGGGGGCGCUGUCUGUAGACCAAGUCAUGCAGGAGUACAUCACAUAUGCUGUUCGCUAUGACAAUAAUCCAUUUAACACCAAAUACUGCUUAUGUCAGAUGCUCAGAGACAGAGUCGAGUCUCCCUUUGGGAAGCGUUUACAUGCAGCUCAGACCAACCAGGAGAUAUGCGAGGUGUUUGGAAUGACGGAGAUAUUCAAUAAAACCACAGCUGAACUGGAGUCUAGAAGAGCUUCUCUGCAGGCCAGUGAAGAUCUGUCAGAAACUCCCGAACUUGAAGAUGACGUCGUCAUUAUGCCGGUCCGCUUCGAACGGCGAGAUUAUCCUCCUCAGAUCACACCCAAGAUGUUCCUGCUGGAGUGGAGCCGCAAAGAGAAGCUUGAGCAGCCACUUUAUGAGACGGAGCAGCGCAGUCAGGAUCGAGGCUUUCAGUCCACUGUUAUUGUGGCCGAUAAGAAAUAUCGCUCUACACUGUGGGAGAAGUCUAAGAAGUUUGCGGAGCAGGCCGCGGCUCUGGUGUGUUUGCGCACUCUUGGUCUCCCAGAGGGUCGAAUCGGAGAGGAACACAGCGGACUUGUAAACAAACGAAAGCGAGACGACAGAAAGAGCACAGCGGCGGACAACGAUGACGACGACGAGUCCGCGGCGCCAAAGAGACACACACACACACUCCCACAGGAAGAGGAAGUGACUUGCAGGACGAAAGUUGUGAAUGGUGUUUGUGGUCAAACCGCACACUAGCAUUAGCCAGAUGCUCAACACACACACACACACACACAAAAACACCCGUUCCUGUUCACUUUUAUCUGAUCACACUCUCACAACUCUGCGUUUGCUUGUAAAUUUGUCAAAUCCGGUUGUCGAGUGCCACCUCUGUGUCUUUGCACUUCCUGUCAGAGAUGCUGAGUUAUGAUUUAGUUCUGCUGCAUGGAGGAUUGAGUUUUUAUUAUAAAUAUGAUUCAUUUCCGUCUUCAACCAGAAGGGUGCAGUAAUUCCCCAUACAGGAAGCAGCUCAAACUACACCUUCGGCAAACUUAGGUUUCUUAUUGUUUGUUUGCAAUGUUAUUGUGAAAUAAACCGUUUUAAUUCUG